Molecule: messenger RNA, 3763 nt
Organism: Gloeophyllum trabeum ATCC 11539
Lineage: Eukaryota; Fungi; Basidiomycota; Agaricomycetes; Gloeophyllales; Gloeophyllaceae
Exons: 4
Coding region: 156-3389 (1077 amino acids)
Molecular function (GO): guanyl-nucleotide exchange factor activity
Source: RefSeq, a predicted model, not a curated record
UUGUCGUCCCCCUGCUUUUCUCGAUCUCGGAUUCAGAGGAUUUCUUAGAAAGUAACGCGAGAGGGCUGCUAAGCACGAGGCUUCAGGUUAAUUAAAUGCACGUGCGAGAGGGCAUGGAACGCUGAAAGCAGACGCGAAGAUUCGGUAAAGAAAGCAUGUCGACUAUUGCACCGGAAGAACAGACGACACGAGGCAGCAGCGAAGAGGCUCCCUCCGACGUAGCCACGCACCCCGCUCCUUCUCUCCCGCCACGCUCUCCUCUCCGACCAGCUCCCCGUCCACGUACCGACUCGCUGGCACCGUCUCGAGCGUCAGCGGCGGAUAGUCUACCCGACAUUCUCAACUCUGACGCGAUACUGAUGCAUCUAACCCGGCAUCGCAGCCUGGGCUCCCUUUCAGGCCUCUUGGACUCGCUCACGCACUCGGACACGUCUACGCUCUCGGUGGAGAAUGCGGACAUGGAGGCCUUCAAGGAUGCCCCGGGCAAGCCGCUACCGCCAGAGCCCUUAUCGCCGCUAUCCCUGUCCCCCAUCGAUACCCUAGAGUCGACUUCCACGGAUUCCAGUUCGUUGCUACCGCCAACUAUUACCGCCCAGACUACUGCUUCUGUCUCGAAACGCACUCAUGCACUAUUGGAGCUGCUAUCUUCCGAAAGGGCUUACGCGUCCGACUUGGCGCUGAUACGAGCGGUGCACAUACCGCUGGCGUUAGGUCAAUCCGCCGAGCUCCAUACUCCCGUCACCGAACAGACUGCCUCCUCGUCAAGCUCGUCUCGAAGCUUCUCCAUGUCCUCGACAACGUCCAACACUUCAGUGUCCGUGCCGCCCAACUCGAAGCCGCCAAUGACUCGUGACGACGUCAAGACGAUCUUUGGCAACAUUGUCGAGUUGGCCGAAUUCUCCGAUGCCUUCUGCGAGAGGCUCGAGGUGGCACUGGGAGAGGUGCUCGAAGGCGGCGAAGGAGAGGAUCGUGUCGGGAAGCUAUUCCUUGAUAUCAUACCGUUGCUCGAGCCGCCUUACAAGACGUACAUCACUCGUCACCCGUCUUCGCUCUCGCACUAUACCGCCCUCACCACACCAUCUCCCACCCCCGCGCUCCAAGCCUACCUAAAAACCAUCCAGACCCUCACCUCCAGCCUCACGCACGCGUGGGACAUCCCCUCCCUCCUCAUCAAGCCCGUCCAGCGCCUCCUCAAGUACCCGCUCCUCCUGCAGUCGAUAUACGAAGAGACGCCCGAGGGCCAUGGCGACAAGGAGAACCUCAAGAAGGCGAAGGAGAAGAUGGAGGAGGUCGCGCGCGGCGUGAACGAGGGCCGCCGGCGGUGGGAGGUCGUGCGCGAGGUCCUGAACGCCGGGAAGAAGGAGGGGCUAGGCGAGGCGAAUGGGAAGCGCGAGAAGAAGCGGAGCGGCAGUGUACCGAUCGGCGUCGCUGCGAGCGUCAAGCUGGGCCGGAUGAAGAGUCUCACGCGCAAAGUCUCGUACGGAAAGGGCUCCAUCCAAACCGCCGCGUCUGUGAACGCGAACGAUACGGCGCACGAGGAAGCCGAGGCGGUCGCGGCGUACGAGAGCGACUUGCAGGCGCUGGACGAGUUCAUCGAAGACUUUGCAAAGGCCGCGAAGCAGUGGGCGACGUCGACGAAAGAGUACCACACCCAGCUGCUCUCGUGGUCGCUCAGCUUCGGGCGCGUCAUCGGCGUCAUUGGCGAGAACGGUGAAGGAGGGCGGAGCGAGGCGUUCGACGCGUUUCUCGGUGUACCCCGGAAGCACAUCGUGCCCCUGUGCGAGCAGCUCGAGCACGCCAUCGAGACAAAGCUAUUCGCCGACCUCGCGAGGCUCAAGGAGACCAUGAAGGCGCCAAAGCGACUCCUCGAGGCGAUGCAUACCUUAGAACCUCUACAUCACACCCUCUUGCAUCACACCUUCGGGUCAUCGGGUUCGCGACCGCCGCCAGCGCUGCUCGAGGCGAGCCAGUCUUACAUCGCGCUUCGCGGCCAACUCGCCGCCGAGCUGCCGACCUAUCUCGAGCUGAUGGAGAAAGGCACGCGGGGCUGCGUCGGGAUCUUCGUCGCCUGGCAGGAGCGCUUCUGGGAAGACGUCAAAAAUAGCUGGGCGGAGCUCUGGGAUGCGCUCAAGGAAGAAGGCGAAGAGUUGAACGAAGGCGCACAAGGCGGCGCCGAGAUCACGAUGGCGAACUGGUGGGACCGGUGGCACCUCAUCGACGAGGCCCUCGAGCGGCUCACGAUCACGAAGCGCCUCCCGCGUAGUGCAAGGGACAGCGUCGGUAGCAAGGAGAAGGAAAAGAGCAGCAAGUCGACUGUCAAGGACAAACUCUCUGCCUUGCAGCCUACGCAUGCGCCGUCAUCGAGCGUGCCGUCUACCCCCACAACUCCAACGUCCCUGCUGGACUACUCCGAGGCUGAGGCAAGACAACGAGAUCCUGCCGCGGAGAGCUUGGAGAGAUCGUAUCUCUACGCGUAUACUAUGGGCCUGAGCACGGCGGUGCCCCAGAAAUCACCGACGUCUGGGUCUUUCGGUACUCCGCCAAGGAAGUCUAAGGCGUCCAGCGGACCGAGAGAGAGCUCCGACAGCGGCUUAGGGAGGAGCCUCGGAAAACGUCCGAGCACCGAGAGUCUCAAGUCCGGCAAAUCCGCCAAGAGUGCCGUCUCGGGAUCUGGAAAAUCGAGGAGAUCGGACGCGUCCACUGGACCCCUUCCUACUUUCGUAGAUGAAAUCGGCGAAAUUGUUUCCUCGCUAGGCCCCGGUUUCGGUUCCAGAAGCAAGAAAGUCCCCAUCCCCAAGAAGAACAAUCAGACUGAUCAUACGGAUACAGGACUUCCGCCUGGGUACGAGGCCGAAGAGCUCGAUCUCUCUAAUUCACGCCUGGGUCGGGCUUCGCGGCGUCCCAGCUUCCGACGCAAAUGGUCUGAUACCGUCAAGCCGCCCUCCUCGUCUCGCCGGUCGCCUUCUCCUUCUGCUUCGCUGUCUCAGACGCCGCCGAUGCCUGCACCGAUGGCCUCUAGGAGUGCGUCCUUCCCCAUGGUCAAGGAACGAGAUCUGACGCCUAGUCGUAACCCUUCACCAUCGAAAAAGACGAACGCCCGGACUCCUCAAGGACCGCAAAAGAUAACCUCGCACGCAAAGGCCUUGUACGCGUGUCAGGUCGUACAUCGUUGCGAGCCCCCUCCGAACGUUUCGUACCAUUCUCUGCCCUUUUUCACUCUUCGCCCUGGGAUCACUCUCGAUGUUCUGCAUGAAUCUGGGCACCCCUCGAAUCACCCUGACUUACCAUUAUACGUCGAUGAUGGAGAAGACUGCCUGUUGCUUGUUAGAGACCGAGAAACGCACCAGCUUGGUUGGGCCUUGGCGAGUUUUUUGACUCCCGUGAGGUAGAUGCUCGCUCAUAUCAUCUUGUCGGACGGAUGGACAUUUUGACGUCGAACAUAUAUUUAUCUACUUCGUUCUUGAAUACUUUUGCUUUCUUGUUUCAGGGACUAAUGGUUUGUUUCGUCUUUCACCCAUGUAUAGAUCAUACCAUUGUAAUUGUACGUGAAGUGCUUGUAUCAUCGUGGUUGUGGAUCAUAAUUCGACUACCCCGUAUUCUACGUAGGGUGGCCGCUGCUACGUGAGGCCAGAAUAUGACAGCGAUCAUAGACCUGACCUACGGUUGGAUACAUAGCGAUCGCAAAGUUCGUCCCUCUCGAAGAGUUCUUUGAUGAAAGUAAUCUGUCGGAAUGAGCUCGCAAUGGCCACUCGACGAUUGGCAG